Messenger RNA from Condylostylus longicornis, 755 nucleotides. It is a transcript of the gene SmD3, whose product is annotated as small nuclear ribonucleoprotein Sm D3. Gene Ontology annotation, molecular function: RNA binding. Gene Ontology annotation, biological process: RNA processing; spliceosomal snRNP assembly. Lineage: Eukaryota; Metazoa; Arthropoda; Insecta; Diptera; Dolichopodidae. The record is from RefSeq and is a predicted model, not a curated record. Bases 127 to 558 code for a protein of 143 amino acids. Gene Ontology annotation, cellular component: SMN-Sm protein complex; precatalytic spliceosome; U12-type spliceosomal complex. The transcript is spliced from 2 exons.
UGUUUUUUUUUUGUUCUCAACUAACAUAGGUUAAAUUAAAAGAAGCUAUAGCUACAUUUCUAAGGAGUUUUUUUUAUAAUUGAAUAAGAUACUAAUUUAAAUUUGAAAUAAAAAAAAAAAUUUAUUAUGUCGAUCGGUGUCCCAAUAAAAGUUCUUCAUGAAGCUGAAGGUCAUAUAGUAACAUGCGAGACAAUAACCGGCGAAGUUUAUCGGGGUAAAUUAAUUGAAGCUGAGGACAACAUGAAUUGUCAACUAACACAAAUCACAGUAACAUAUCGAGAUGGUAGAACAGCUAAUUUAGAAAACGUGUAUAUUCGCGGAUCUAAAAUACGGUUUCUUAUACUGCCGGAUAUGUUAAAGAAUGCCCCAAUGUUUAAGAAGCAAGCUGGAAAAGGUGGAACAGCUGGUAGAGGAAAAUCUGCUAUAUUACGAGCGCAAGCCAGAGGAAGAGGACGUCAACAACCUGGACGUGGAGGUCCAGCAGGUCCGGUUGGUGGGCCAGGCCGCGGAACAUGGCAAGGUGGUCCUACUGGUGGAAGAGGAAGGGGAGGUCUCUAAAGUUUUUUUUAUGUAACAUAAUUUUAUAAAGGAAUCUAUGUAACAUUAUAUAGGUUUUACCUAUAAAAACCCAAAUUUACAAUAUUGAGCUAAAUUUAUGUUUUGAAUUAGAUGUAUUAACAUAUAAAUCGUACCUAGAUACAAGUCAUAAUGAAAUGAAAAUAAAUUUGUAAUAAAGGAUUAUAAAUACAUUCAUA